CAGCAUUCCUGGCAACACUGGCUGAUUGGACAAUGUUUAUCAAAUGAUUACCUGCUGGAUGCGGAUCCGGAUGCUUGACGAAAUCUCAGGGAAGCGGAAAGGACAGCGAUGGCUUGCUAUUAUCGCCAGCACGAGGACACCACGGUGACGGUACCGAGGUUCACGAACGAGAACUCCAGCGGAACGACCUACUACGACAUCAAGGUGCGGGUGGGCAAGUUCGAGUGGGUGGUGGAGCGGCGCUACAGGGAUUUUGCGAGUCUCCACGAGAAGCUGGUAGGCGAGAUAUCCAUCAGCAAGAAGCUGCUGCCGCCGAAGAAGCUGGUCGGAAACAAACAGCCCUCUUUUUUGGAGCAGCGCCGCGAACAGCUGGAAACAUAUCUGCAGGAGCUUCUCAUCUACUUCCGGACAGAACUGCCGCGGGCUCUGGCCGAGUUCCUGGAUUUCAACAAGUACGACAUAAUUUAUCUGCUGCAGGAUCUGGCCAAACUGUUCAACGAAAGUGGGGAUGCACUGCUUAGCUCCAAGAAGGAGUACAACCUCUCAGCCCUGGAGGUUUUCGCUAUUAGUGAGCGGCUAAGUCUUCCCUGUCCGCCGAGCUUGGAUCGCGGUGGCGAAUUCGACUUCUCGCAUGUGCUGGACUUUUGCACACAGCUGGUGUCUUUAGUGGUCACCCCGGUUAAGGACAAUGGCAGCUAUGUCCAAGACUACAAUACGGUAGACGUGCCAAUCGGCCGAAGCAACAUCAUUCCGAACAGACUAAACUUCAAUCUGAAUGCCUUUCGCAAUCUCAAGACGCUCAAGUUCUCCGCCUUGUCCACGGAAAACAUUGUGGACAUCGAGCUCCUGAAGCCGACUCUUCAGACAAUCUGUGUCCACAACACAACCAUACAAAACAUAAACCAAGUGCUUCUGUGCGACAAUCUGCAUAAGCACUGUGAUGUGCCAAGCCUGCUGCCAGAGACAAUCAUAGCAUCCCCCUCCAGUUCCGGAUCCUCCUCUUCGAAUAGCAGUUCCUUGGUUAGUGCGGACGCCUGGCAGGAGCUAACCGAAUUGGAUCUGACGGGCAAUCUGCUCACCCAGAUCGAUGGCAGUGUGAGAACAGCUCCAAAACUCAAAAGCCUGAUUCUCGAACAGAAUCGAAUACGGACCGUCCAAAAUCUUGCCGAGCUUCCCCAACUCCACUUGCUUUCGCUGUCCGGAAAUCUAAUAGCAGAGUGCGUGGACUGGCACUUGACGAUGGGAAAUCUUGUCACUCUAAAGCUGGCUCAGAAUAAAAUCAAGACCCUGAGUGGUCUGCGCAAGUUGCUUUCUCUGGUCAAUCUGGAUCUUAGCUCGAAUCUAAUCGAGGAGCUCGAUGAGGUUGAUCAUGUAGCCAAUCUUCCGCUUCUGGAAACUCUGCGGCUUACUGGAAAUCCCCUAGCGGGCAGUGUGGACUACCGUUCCCGUGUCUUGGCUCGGUUCCAUGAACGUGCUGGUGAAAUAUCUCUGGACAAUGAGCCUGGUAAUCAGCAGGAACUAGAUACGGCUUUGGUUUUGUCCGCUCUAUUGCAAUCGAAGCAACGACAGCAACAAAAGUGAGCCUUUUCAAACUGGAUGGUUCUUGAUUCCAAAACUUCACAAAUCUCUUCAAGAAAAUUCAAGCCUCAUGGUUCGAAACGUAUUAUUGGUUGAUUUUUCUUGCAAUAACCCCCAACAGUUGAAAUUCUGUAAAGGUUGUGGACAUUUUAAUAAUUUAAUGAUUUGAUAUUUCCGCUGUUUAUCCUUAAUAAUAACUUAUUUUAUGUGUUUUUUGUAUUUCCAUUCCAUUUCUAAAUAAUAUAAAUGAUGUAUUCGUU
Molecule: messenger RNA, 1838 nt
Organism: Drosophila biarmipes
Lineage: Eukaryota; Metazoa; Arthropoda; Insecta; Diptera; Drosophilidae
Product: nischarin
Exons: 4
Coding region: 109-1581 (490 amino acids)
Cellular component (GO): cytoplasm
Molecular function (GO): integrin binding; phosphatidylinositol binding; protein kinase binding
Source: RefSeq, a predicted model, not a curated record